UGCACUCAAUUUCAACCUUUUUUUCAACUGGAAAAAUGUACAGCAGCUGCUGCUCAUUUAAUAAAAUUCCUGUCCUACAGAAGACUAUCAUACAGAUGGUUCAGACUUCCAGCUGACAGACCCUAAGGACACAGGUUAGCAGGCUAUUUACUAAUAUGUGGUUUUAUUCCAUCUCCUGUCUCCAGCCAUUCCCUUGACACAGUUCUGUCUCAUUGUUUUGUAUAGUCUGUAACCUUAUUUGGUAAAGACUUUUAUCUCAGGACAAGUCUAAAGAUUAUGCUAGGUCAUUGCUUCUGGUCUUCCAUUUUCAGUUUGCUUAACAUUUCCUGUACCAUUAGCAUUUAUAGAAGCAUAUGAAACAGGGCAUUGAGAAUUACAGGGUUUAACCACAGCAAAGAUCAUCUUUUACAGCCUGAAAUUUAAGAUAUAAAGCACAGGAAUUUCUUCUGAAAGUAUUCAGUUUAGGAGGAAAAAUGUCUUCCUUAGCUACGUUUCUUCUCAAAACUGGUAAGCAAGAUACAGUGCAUGGACCCCAAUACCUACUCAAAAGAAUCUCUCAAGGUUUGCAACUACACCUCUCAAUUGGUGAAAAUAAACAAAUAAAUUGCAAUAUCCUCACCCCAGUAAGUUAUAUUGAUAAAUUCAUGCAGUAUUUUAGUUUUAGAAGGUUUUCAGGUUUUCUCUUUCCAUUCCUAGAGCAGCCUGACAGUAAGACAGCACAAACUCCUCAAACAGAUGCCAUCCUUGAAAAAAUUGGUGCUUGUUCCUAUCAAACCCCUCUCUGGGGCUUUUGGGUGUGCAGUGAUGACUGUACAGGUUUGCCUCAUUUCCCCUCAUAGUAGCUGGAAGGCUUGGAUUGUUGUAACAGGAGACCAAGUAGCAGCCUGCCUCUUCCGCACAGAAAACAAGUGGGGCAUUCAGGUAGUACACGCUGGUUUUUUUUUGCUUGGGGUGAUUGGUAAAGUCACAGUGCAGUGACUUAAAAAAACAAGUCUUUGUAAAUAACUUCCAUUGCCAAUAUUAUGUUGUGAAUAUUUCAGAAGAAAGAUGGGGUGUUUUGAAGUAUAUGUUGGCAGCACUUUUUGUUUCAAUGAGCAUAGUUGGAAAUGUCAGUAGCCAUUACGUGAUGAGGUUCUGUUUUGCAAGUCAUCUCCCAUCUUACCUGGUUGCUUUUCUGUAUUCAUUUUUUAUUUUGUGUCAUGCACACGAAAAGAGAAGGCGAUGCUUCUAGUUUAGGCUAAAAAUACAUGAAAAAUUAUUUGGGUAUCAUUGUGGUCUAACCCCAGCUGGCAACUAAGCCCCACACAGCCAUUCACUCACUUUCCCCAGUACAUGAGCUGAAACUUUCUCAGAAAGUGUGAUGCAGAUAAAAUACUGUACUUACCUGGUGAAAUCCUUGCUUCAGUGCUACUCAGACAGCCUGAUGGAAUGUUGCAGAAAAAUUACUCUCCUACCAAUCCUUUCUUGUGCCUUAUUGACAUUUCAGAUUUUCUGCAAACCUUUGCGAGUAGGCUGACCGGCUCCAUUUUACAUUCUUAGUUUAUGUUGGGAUUUAUGUUAUUUGAUUCAGUCCUAACCAGCAAAAUUGUUCAGUUUAGAAGUACAAAAUAAGGACUCACACCCACAUGUUUCAAUAUUCAAAAGAAGCCUGAGAUCAUAACAGCAACAUUGUUGUCAUUCAUCUUUCUCUGCAUCAACUGAACUGUAGAAGUCCCUCCUGACCUGCUCAGCAGGGAGAUGAACUAACAGCCUUACUACAGGCUGAACAAGGUGUGCCAGUGUGAGGCAGGGCUUUCAUAAAGCACUUUGAAGGUAAUACUAUCUUGUAGCAAGUUUUGUUAGUGAUUUCAUUCUUGAACCUUGGUAAUGCUGGCCUUGGCAAACAAAAAAGGCUGUCAGGCAUUAGCAAUCUUCACCAUAUAUGGAUAUUGCUAGGUAGGACUGCAGAAAUAAGCUUUUGGGGCUAAAUUUGGUAGAUAAAGGGGUGACCCAGUUUGGAAGGCUGCUGAUGAAUGCAAGAAACAAGCUAAAUCCCAAACCUGAAAUAGAAAACCUCUAAAACAGGUGCUGGGAGCAAUAUUUGUGCACCAGAGUGAAGCCUUUUAUCCUGCUGUAAUUCCAGGUCUGGGUGGCUUGCAGAUACUGCUCCCACCUAUUAAGGCUACAUAACUUUUAACAUAUUGUGUUGUUAGAGACCCAAAUCUUACCAGAUUAAGCUGAGAGAAUUGAAUGCUCUCAAACCUGGACUUUUUGCCUUUUUUAAGAGACAUGGUUCUAUAGUUGAUCACUCCUUAAAGGACUUUUUUUUUUUGAAGUACACUCUGUGAACCUUGAUACUAUGUUGAAUUUGAUGACUUCUUAAUCUUAACUGUUAGCUGGAAUCUUCACAACUUAAUUAUUCAGAUAUAAUGGAAACUGAGAUGUUAAUACUAAACUCAGAAAUCUGCUGCUUAACCAGCUGUCUUGUUAAUUAUGGUAACAACACACUGGCAAUUGCUUUGAUUAAAACACCCUGGGUUUGGUUUGCCUUUUCAUUCCCCAAUCACUGUCCAUACAGAUUCAGUUCUGCUGUGCUCUCUCCCUUGCUAAGCGUGCAGAGGAGCACACCAGGUCCUCUGGAGAGGCUGCUGUGAAGCACAGGACAAGGACUCUGCCUCAGAACAUCCCUGUGUACUUUAAUGCUUCAAGCUCCUGUGUAACUGGGCAGAAGGGUAGAAGACGCUGCUGCUCAAAAGCAUCCCAACUCAACAAAAAUGCACAUAAAGGUGCAAGUUUUAAAAUUGCUCCAGUGGAAAAAAGGAGACCUUGCAAGCCUUGUUCUCCGCGAGUCCCUCCGUUUUCUGGACCACUUCCACAGCUAAAAUAAGCAGACUGAGAGGAGGCUGAAAAGCAUCUGCCUACAUGCACAACCAACAGUGCCUCACUGUCUUGAGGACCCUCCUUUCACAGACAGGACAUGAGUGUACAUUGCUUUCUGUCUGGAGAAAGGCUUCAUUACUUUGUGUUAAUUCAUUCCUUCAUUCAGGCACCUUUGAUAGUAUUAACCUGGCAGAAAGAGUCUGGCAAAGCUGUCUGGCUGUCACCAGACUUUGUGUUUGUGGAAUAUUCUUCUGUACCAAGCAGGGAUUUAGCUCCUCAAGUAAGAGAAUGAGGAAAGCUGGUUGAAGAGGUAGCUGAAUUGUACUGGUUUGCAUUUCUAAAUGCCUUUUAGGCAUUCCAUUGCCUAAAAGGUGGUGAAGGGUUGAUGCUUUUGUUUCUAGUUAUCAGUAUACAUGCAUAUUUAACCUUUUCUUCAAUCAUUUAUUUUAUAGUAACAAAGGUGUUUGUUUAUAUGAUCAUCAAUCAUUGAUGAUUUUUCCUGCAGCUCUCAUGCUUGAUGCUUGCAAUCCACUUGGAAGUAAAUUUCUACAAAUGAUAAAAAUAUCAUCAUUUACAAAGGGCUGAGGAACUAGAUAAGCAGAUUAUUAAAAUAGUGGUGAUUGGCCAGAUUCAAGUAAGCUUUUCAAUAUGUCUUCCAAGGGGGCUAAAUCUGACUUUAAAAUCAAAGUGGCCUGGUUUUAACUGCCUUAAGAGUGUCAUCAGGUGGUUAUUGAAGAGCAUACUGAAAAGAUAUUAAACCUAAUCAGAUUUCAUCUGUUCCUCUGAAGCCAGAAGGCAGCUGUUCUUUCAAGACAGCAGAAUUGUGUGAUCACCUCAACAAACAAAGCUUACUGGAGCAUGAAAUAAAUGCUAAGAAUAAUACCAAAGGGCUGAAUAACAGAGAAACUGAAGCACCUGCUGAUACUUUAGCCAUGUAUCAUCUGUCCUUUCCUAACUGUCCUCUGUGUUGCCGCUAUUUCUCUGCCUGGGGGAGAGUCCUUAAAACUGAAUUACUUGCUUGUUCAUAAAUUCAGUUCUCCUUCUAGUGAAUAUGAGGAGGAGUAGAAACCUUUUCUGCUGCUGGGUAAAUUGCAGAUUGCAAAUAGUAAUUUUUCUGUCAGUCCUCAUAGUACUACUCUUUCUGUUAACAUAAUUGUCAGUAUGAUAGAAAUGGUUUCAGUGCCCUUCACAAUUUGGGGGGAGUUGAAUGGGAACAGUCAGAGGUCUGUUGUAACUCACACAGGCAAAUGCAAUUCCAAAAGGUCAGGUUUAUGGGCACUUGCUCAGGGUCCUGCUCUUAUUGAGAAUGUUUCUAUUGUACUGAACAAUUGAACCUAUUCCUGGCUCUUCUGUGUGCUUGCUAUUACUUUAUUUUCAUAUUGGUUUUGAGAGUAGGUAGAUCUGACACUCAGCUUCCUAUUUUUGAAGACCUGACCAUGCAUAGCAUUUUUUAUAUCAAGGAUAAAGGAACUGCCAGUCCUCCUUGCAAGACCUCUGAAUCAGGAGGUUGAUGAAGGAACUGUGUUUCACUGUUCAGUUGCUGAUCAGGGGGGCAGCAUAUUUUAUUUCUAUUGUUUUGUGGAGCUCACAGAAAAAAUCUGUAGAAUAUUAAUGACAAGUAAAUGUAAAAAAUAUUUUUGGUAUUGUUUGCAGCAGAGUUUUUCUCUGUAAAAUAUGGCCAUGUGUUUACAAGUCUGUAUAAAGCCUCACUACAAGGUUUGAGGAUUCUCUUUUCUAAUGUGAGUUUAAGGCCUUUUAUAUCUGAAAAAUGUUCCAAUAUUUUCCUCUUUGCCUUACACCCUCCAAGCAGCAUGCUCUAAACUCUCCAGCCUCCUUCAGGCAAAAUGUUCCCUCUGAUAAAAAAAGCAUAAGCUGUAGAGACCACUAACACAAUUCUUACAGAAAUAUUCUGUGUAGAGACACAAUUUGUGGUGAUUGGGGUGGGGCUGUGGCAGAGCCUCAUCAGCAAUGGGCACAGCUGUGAGCAGCAGGUGAGCAGCACUGACAGCAAUGAGCCAGGGAGUGCGCAGGGACACUGACCAACCACCAAAGGGAGCAGAGGGCACACAGGGGCAGUGCAUCAACGUGAGGGGAUAAAAGGCUGGGCUGAGGAGCAAGAAGGGCAAUGCUUGCAGCUCCUUGUGGAGUGGAGUGAUGUUACUCUGUAUGGGCAGACACCUGAAGCCUUCUGAUGUGGUAAGGACAAGCACUGCUUUGGUAUAAGGCUGCCUGGGUACUCGGGUUUCCUCUGGACACAGCAAUCCAAGGCAAAGGCUGGUGUGUGCCCUGGCCAGUGGGAUCUCCAUCCCCUAACAAGAAUUGCAUGAGGAAUUCUGAAUGAAGUGUGCUGUGCAUAAUGCCUCCAGGUAUCAAUGUUCAGGCAAAUUAUGCCCCCUAUUUCUUUGAUAAUGGAGCCAGAAGCACAAACGGGAACAUGGCACUUCUCAGCCUUUCAGAGGACACGCCUGUUGGUACCCACGUGUACACUCUGAAUGGAACUGACCCAGAAGGAGAUCCUGUCACAUAUGGCCUGACCUAUGAAGCUGGAUCAAGGCGUUACUUUUCUGUUGACAAGAAUCUUGGAAAUGUUACUUUGAUCGAGGAGCUUGACAGAGAGAAGGAAGAUGAGGUUGAAGUUAUUGUCAGUAUUUCAGAUGGCCUGAGUACAGUUUCUGAAAAAGUCAGGAUCCUUGUAAUGGAUGCCAAUGAUGAGAGCCCAGAGUUCAUCAAUACACCUUACAUAGUCCAAGUCCCAGAGAACACUCCCUCCAGCAGCAGUAUCUUUAAGAUUGAGGCAAUAGACAAAGACACGGGUUCUGGAGGAAGUAUCACCUACUUCUUGCAGAACAUCCACACUAAUAAGUUUACAAUAGACCGUCACAGUGGUGUCCUGCGCAUCAAACCAGGGGUCACCCUGGACUACGAGAAAUCAAGAACACAUUUUGUUGUCGUUGUAGCCAAGGACGGUGGUGGGAAGCUCAGGGGAGACAACAAAGUCUUUUCAGCCACAACAACAGUUACUAUCAACGUGGAGGAUGUUCAGGACACUCCUCCCAUGUUCAUUGGGACUCCCUACUAUGGAUAUGUCUAUGAGGACACGCUCGCAGGCUCUGAGGUCCUUACUGUUGUUGCUCUUGAUGGAGACAGAGGAAAGCCUAACAGUAUUCAUUACUCCAUCGUGAAUGGAAGUGAAGGUUCAUUUGAAAUCAGCAACACCACUGGAGCCAUUUCUGUGAUAAAAAGCCCAAAUCAGCUCAAGAAAGAAGUGUAUGAACUAAAAGUUAAGGCAUCAGAAGUCAGUCAGGAAGGUGACAUCUCUGAGCACACAUUUGCCAUGGUGACCAUACGGGUGGUGGACCUCAACAACCAUCCACCAACGUUCUAUGGAGAAAAUGGUCCCCAGAACAGGUUUGAGCUGACCAUGUACGAGCAUCCCCCAGAGGGUGAGAUCGUACGGGGACUGAAGAUUACAGUCAAUGAUUCAGAUCAGGGAGCCAAUGCUAAAUUCAACCUCCGUCUUGUUGGACCUGGUGGCAUCUUCCGAGUGGUUCCUCAGACUGUCCUGAAUGAGGCUCAGGUUACAAUAAUAGUGGAAAAUUCUGCUGCCAUUGACUAUGAAAGCUUCAAGGUGUUAACCUUCAAGCUUCUUGCAAUAGAGGUGAACACACCGGAGAAAUUCAGCUCGACGGCUGACGUGGUGAUUCGCUUGCUGGACACCAAUGACAAUGUGCCCAAGUUCUCCUCUGACUACUACAUUGCCAGGAUCCCUGAGAACUCCCCAGGGGGCUCCAAUGUAGUUGCUGUUACAGCUACUGAUCCAGAUUCAGGGCUUUGGGGAGAAAUCAAGUACUCUAUCUAUGGAACAGGAGCAGAUCUGUUCCUAAUCCACCCAUCAACAGGUAUCAUUUACACCCAGCCCUGGGCUGUGCUAGAUGCUGAAGUGAACUCCAAGUAUAAUUUCUAUGUGAAAGCAGAGGACACAGAUGGGAAAUACAGCUUGGCUGAAGUGUUUAUCACCGUGCUAGAUGUCAAUGACCACUCUCCAGAGUUCAAUGAAAACAUCCAGGAAAAGACGAUGAUCAUUGGGUCACCCGUGAAGAUAGAGGCUAUAGACCAAGAUGCAGAAGAACCCAACAACAUUGUGGAUUAUUCCAUCAUGCAAGCAGACCCGGCCAAUGUGUUUGACAUAGACCAAAGCACUGGGGAGAUCAAGCUGAAAUCCUAUAUCCGAUCUCUGGACAUCAUCCACAACAUCACAAACAAUAAAGACUGCAUAUGGUCAUUGGUGGUCCAGGCCAAAGAUCGAGGCUCCCCCUCCUUCAGCACCACAGCAGUUCUGAAGAUUGAUAUCACAGAAGAGACUCUUCACAAAGGGCCUAUGGCCGCCUUUUUGAUGCAAACUAAAGAUAACCCCAUGAAAGCCUUAGGAGUGCUAGCUGGUGUCAUGGGCAUAAUGGUGCUGAUAACUAUCAUGAUCUCUACUGCCAUGUUCUGGCGCAACAAGCGGUCCAACAAAGUCAUGCCGGUGAGAAGGAUCAUAAAAAAGAGACAGGUGCCGCCAUCCCGGACAGUCAGGAUGGAGUGGCUGAAGUUCAAGAGGCCCAGCAACGCUGCAGAGAAGUUUGUCGUCGAGGAAGACGUGAAGAGCCUGCACAAUGAGAACAGCAACAACAACGUCCAGGUUGUCCCCGUGCCGCCGGCGGCCCCCCUGCCCCCGCCACCCCCCACCCUGGCUCCCCGAGGCGAUGCCCCGGCGUGGCGGGUGCCAACCGUGUCCGGCUCCCUCACUCCCAAGCAUGUAAUCAAGCCACCGAAGAAGAAAGGUCACAGCAGCACCCACAACGCCCUCGUGUCAGAGCUCAAAAUGAGGUUUGAGAAGAGGAACGCAGCUUUCGGGGAGCCCCACAUCUAGGUGCUCUCAGCAGCCCCCAGAGACUGCAGACUGUGGCUGGGCAUGGAUGUUUUUACUUGCUGUCUGUUCCCUGUGUCUGUCAGCACCCUGUGAACCAGAGCAGCUUCUCGCUGUGAUAGCCACCCCUCACCUUCUGCAAUACCAUUGUGACUGCUGUUCCCUCGGCCGUGUCCCGUGGGCCCUCCCUGCUGUCUGACCACGGUGCUGAGUGUACCAGCCACGGUUUCCCCAGGUGAACAGGGACUCAGGUGGCCCCUGGUUUGGAGGUGUCUACCCAGAGCUUGGGUUUUCAAACAAGAUGCUCUGCAGCCAAGGCCCUGGUGGAUGCUUCUUCUGACCUGGUCUGGCAGGUGGGUUUGAGGUGUCUGAAAAUCCAUCACUUCAAAACCCAGACCCAUUUCUGAAGGUGUUGGCCUGGCUGUGGCAGCAGCACUGAGUCCAGGUGCAGGUCUCCUACAGCAGUGGCACUGCUCUGCCCUGUGCACAAUGUGCUUUGCAACAGCUGGCGGAGCAAUGUGCUCAUGGCCUGAGUCCCUUCAUCCCCAGAAGGUAAGCAGGCAGCCUUGGAGAAGUUCUUCCUUUUCCUGCAGCUUACGCUGGGUUUUGCCAGAGCACAUUGACAUGAUGCUGUGCUUUGCUUCUGCCCUGGACUUGCCUGCUGGGGAGGGAUGGGAGGGGCACCUCAGCCUUCCCUGGACCAGCAGGGGCAAGAUUUGAGCACAGAAGUUCAAUAGCAGCACUCAGCACUGCCUCCUUCUGACACUGUGCCCCAAAAGAGCAGGAGCCCAGCAGGAGGAGGACAUGAAUAAAAGCACUGGGAAGACAAGGUAAAACUGAGAGGUAAAUGAUAAGUGGAAGACAGAGACAAGUGCUGGAAAGUUGCAUAUGUUGGUCAGGGAAGUGUCUGGAAAGAUCAUGUGGUGUUGUACACUGCCAGCAGAAGGUGUCAAGGAAUAUAUUUCAUCACCUCUCCUGGCUUGUUGCAAAAGGAGGUUUCCAUAAAAUAUUCAGGUUUUUCUUAUCAGUAUUUUUGAGUGAAUUAAACAACAUGUAAUGGGACGGGCCUAGCAGGGCAGCUGACAGGGGUUUUUUUCCUGUUAUGUGACAGUAGUAAGGCACCAAGAGCAGAGCACUUUUUUCACUGGAUCUACCCCACAGACUCCCCCUCAGGUUUGUUUCUGAGGAGAUGUUUUUCAGCUGGGCCUGGCUGUUUCCCAUCCCCUGAGGAGAAGGCAGCACCAACUGACUGAGCUGGCUGGGGAGCAGCACCCUGCACCCUCUCUCUGAGAGCCAGCCCUGCAGAGAAGAUGUGCUGUCAUGAUACCAGGAACAUCAAGGGGGGAAGCACACUGUGUUAUUUCAAGGGGUUCAUGAGAGUUCUCCAGCUGUCAUUUCAAUUGAACCAGCAGACCUGGCCCUCAGGAUCUCCUCUCACUCCAGGAAGUGAAAUAAUUCCCCUUUUUGCACCAGGACUUCAUCAGUUUAGGAGAUAGCUGGUUGAAUAUGAAAUUAUGCACUUACAAGGAAAAUCUUGUAUUUUGUAACUUCAGUUCAAUCUGCCUAGAAGCCAUAGUGCUCAUGUCAUCCGUGAGCUGAGCCAGCAGCUGUAGCCAAGAGGUCCAGGAGAGUCCCAGCUGGGGGCCAUGGCAGGAUCGCUGCUCCCAGAGUCUCUCCUGUCACACCUCUCCUUUUCUCUACUGUUUUCUUGCUUAUCCUUCCUCCUGGGGCACUGUGAUGUGAGGCCAAGUUCUCACCUACCCAAUCACCUCGUCUUUGUCCCCUGGCCACAAGCUGGCCGAAGGGAGGGGACAUGCAGCCCCUGACCCCACUCCUGCUGCCCUGUGCAAGCACCUGCCUUCUGAUGGCUGAGUGUCUGCAGGUUCUGCAAUGUUCCCCCAAGUUCCUGAUUUAUUCCCCAUUCCACUGUCUUCCCAGUGUUGUGUUACUGCCAGUAUUCAGUGUUCAUUCUCUAAUGAGGAAAGCCUAUAAAGACCAUUCAAUUAAGUCAGAUUUAACAGGAAUUACAGGCUUAUAGUCUUAGAGAUUAUAUUUAAGAGGCAAUAAAGAUGUUUUAUUACUAUGUUGUGAGACUCCUUCCCAGUUACUCUGUAUUUCAAUUUCAAAGGGU
Molecule: messenger RNA, 9899 nt
Organism: Passer montanus (Eurasian tree sparrow)
Lineage: Eukaryota; Metazoa; Chordata; Aves; Passeriformes; Passeridae
Gene: CDHR1
Product: cadherin related family member 1
Exons: 21
Coding region: 5216-7771 (851 amino acids)
Biological process (GO): calcium-dependent cell-cell adhesion; cell-cell junction assembly; multicellular organism development
Cellular component (GO): plasma membrane; catenin complex; adherens junction
Molecular function (GO): calcium ion binding; cadherin binding
Source: RefSeq, a predicted model, not a curated record